ACCAAUAGAAACAUCAACAACAAGCUUGACUUUUUGAAGAAAACGGAGGUCUGUCAAGUCAACUGUCCACAGCCUCAUCUUCACUGUAAAACCCUAGCUCUCCAAAACCCUAAUCUCUCUCUCUCUCUCUCUCAUCAACGACGAUGGACGCCCACCCCACACGCCUAACCGGACCAGUCCGCUCGCGGAGCUCACAAUCCCCGUCCCCCUCCCACUCGGCCUCGGCCUCCGCCACAUCCUCCGUCCACCACAACCGCACCAAGCUCCCCCCCACCGCCACCGCCUCCGACGCGCCGUUGCCCUUCCCCUCCCCCUUCUCCGACACCACCACCACCCGGGACGGCGCCCUCACCUCCAACGACGACCUCGACAGCAUCAGCGCCCGCCGCGGCGGCUCCGACUCCGACGAGGAGGAGUCCGAGGAGGAAGAGGAGUACGACGACUCGUCGAUGCGUACAUUCACGGCCUCGAGGCUGGGGAAUAAUGCCGAGAGGAGUAAUGCGAAGAUUAAGAGUGAGGGUUUGGUUAAGGUUGAGCCGUCUGAGGGUGGGAAGGACGGUGGAAGUGGCACUGGCGGCGGUGGAGGGGUUGGUGGUGGUGUUAGUCAGGUACCGGGUAUUGUGGUGAAGGAGGAUACAGGGAAGAAUAUUUUCACGGAGAAUAUGCAGACUAGUGGGGCUUAUAGUGCUAGGGAAGAGAGUUUGAAAAGAGAGGAGGAAGCUGGAAGGCUCAAGUUUGUAUGUGUUUCAAAUGAUGGUAUUGAUGAGCAUAUGGUUUGGUUGAUAGGACUGAAGAAUAUAUUUGGCAGGCAGCUGCCUAAUAUGCCUAAGGAGUACAUUGUUCGCCUUAUAAUGGACAGGAACCACAAGUCUGUUAUGGUUAUCAGACGUAAUCUGGUCGUUGGUGGCAUAACAUACCGUCCGUAUGUCAGCCAAAAGUUUGGGGAGAUAGCUUUUUGUGCAAUCACAGCAGAUGAGCAAGUAAAAGGUUAUGGCACAAGACUGAUGAAUCACUUAAAGCAGCAUGCUCGUGAUGUUGACGGAUUAACUCAUUUUCUGACAUAUGCUGACAAUAAUGCUGUUGGGUAUUUUAUUAAACAGGGCUUUACGAAAGAGAUUCACUUAGAGAAAAAACGGUGGCACGGCUAUAUUAAAGACUAUGACGGAGGAAUCCUUAUGGAAUGCAAAAUGGAUCCAAAGCUUCCGUACACUGAUAUAUCAACUAUGAUACGCCGUCAGAGGCAGGCAAUUGACGAAAAGAUAAGGGAGUUGUCAAAUUGUCACAUUGUCUACGCUGGGAUUGACUUUCAGAAGAAAGAAGCUGGUAUUCCCAAAAAAAUUGUCAAAGUUGAAGAUAUUUCUGGCUUGAGGGAGGCUGGUUGGACACCUGAUCAAUGGGGUCAUUCUCGGUUUAAAACAGUAAAUGCUUCUGGAGACAAUGCCUCAAAUCAGAAAUCUUUGACCAUGUCCAUGCGUGCACUUCUAAAGGCAAUGCAUGAUCAUCCUGAUGCUUGGCCGUUCAAAGAACCAGUUGAUGCACGUGAUGCUCCUGACUAUUAUGACAUCAUUAAAGAUCCCAUGGAUUUGAAAACGAUGUCAAAGCGUGUGGAGUCAGAGCAAUAUUAUGUGACUUUUGAGAUGUUUUUGGCGGAUGUGAGGAGGAUGUUUGCCAAUGCACGCACAUACAACUCGCCUGAAACAAUCUACUAUAAAUGUGCAACCAGGUUGGAAACCCAUUUCUCGGGCAAAGUUCAAUCUGGUCUCCAAUCUGGUACCAAAAUCCAGCAUUGAUAAACUUCAGUCGGGAAGAGUAUAUAUUCUACUUAAGCUGUAAUUUUAUAAAAACUAAAGGUUCCUUGCUCCUUUUUAGUUGAAAUAUAAUAAUUACCUUCUUGGUUUUUAUGUAUUCAUGUCAUGCAAUUUGUUGUAUUAAUUAGGCUGGUGUUUUUAAUUCUGGCCAUGUUUAAAAAGUUUGCAAAACCAGAUCAACCAUCGUGUAUUCGAGACGAUAAUAACUUUCGUUUGGGAUGUGGAUACGUGCCAUGGUUGUCGUCUUGGGUUGGGUUUCA
Rhododendron vialii is the source of this 2068-nucleotide messenger RNA. RefSeq names its product histone acetyltransferase GCN5. Lineage: Eukaryota; Viridiplantae; Streptophyta; Magnoliopsida; Ericales; Ericaceae. Gene Ontology annotation, biological process: positive regulation of transcription by RNA polymerase II; chromatin remodeling. The transcript has 13 exons. The record is from RefSeq and is a predicted model, not a curated record. Gene Ontology annotation, molecular function: histone H3 acetyltransferase activity; protein binding. Gene Ontology annotation, cellular component: histone acetyltransferase complex. The coding region runs from base 144 to 1790 and encodes 548 amino acids.